UAUUACAAGUUACUUAAUUUGAAAUCAAUUUCCUAAACAUCUUGCUAACUGCCUCACCCUCUUCAUAUUCAAUUCAAUGUCAAGGAAAAUAGAUAUUGUUCUUCGUUUACUUUUUCUUUGUGUUCAUGUGAUAGUAGCUUUUGUUGCAAGCUCAGAAUCAGAUUGGCUAAACCAUGGUGGAGAUUUGUUCAAUAGAAGAUAUGCCAAGAAAGAGUAUAAGAUAAGCCCCAAAACAGCACCAAACCUAAGAUUAAAAUGGAAAUUCAAUGCAGGCAAAGAUAUUACAGCAACACCAGCAAUUUAUAAUGGAACACUUUAUUUUCCAAGUUGGAAUGGUAACAUUUAUGCAAUUAAACAAAUUGAUGGGUCACUUAUUUGGAAGCAAAACUUAAAGAAAUUAACAGGCUUAAAUGCAACUGGGUAUAUUAUUAAUGCAAAUUGGACGGUGGCAAGAGCAACUCCAACUGUGGCUGGAGAUUUAUUGAUAAUUGGAAUUUAUGGGCCUGCUGUUGUUAUUGGGCUUAAAAGAACAACUGGUGAGCUUGUGUGGUUGGCCCAUUUGGAUAAUCAUCCUGCAGCUGUUGUUACUAUGUCUGGAACUUAUUACAAUGGGGGUUACUAUGUAGGAACAUCUUCACUAGAAGAAGGAGCAACCAUUGAACAAUGUUGCAUAUUUCGUGGAAGCUUCAUAAAACUUGAUGCCAAAAGUGGUGUGAUCUUAUGGAAGACCUAUAUGUUGCCAAAUAACAAUGGAAAGAAAGGAGAAUAUGCAGGAGCUGCUAUUUGGGGAAGUAGUCCUUCCAUUGAUGUUUAUAGAAAUCAUAUCUAUAUUGCCACUGGAAAUUUAUAUUCUGCCCCAUUAAACAUACUUCAAUGUCAAGAAAGACAAAAUAAUGAAACUACUCCUAUUAAACAAGACAAAUGUGUUGAACAAGAAAACCACUCCAAUUCAAUCUUAGCCCUUGAUUUGGAUUAUGGUAAUAUCAAAUGGUAUCGCCAAUUAGGAGGAUAUGAUGUAUGGUUUGUUGCAUGUUCCUUAAAUGCUUCAAAUCCUAAUUGUCCACCUCAAGGUCCAACACCAGAUGCUGAUUUUGGAGAGGCACCAAUGAUGUUAACUACAUGUGUAAAUGGUACUAAGAAAGAUAUGGUUGUUGCUGUCCAAAAAAGUGGCUAUGCAUGGGCAUUGAAUCGUGACACUGGCAACCUUCUAUGGUUUAUGGAAGUUGGACCUGGUGGAACUGUGGGUGGUGGAACAUGGGGUGCAUCAACCGAUGAAAAAAAAAUUUAUACCAAUAUAGCAAAUUCAGAAGCCAAAAAUUUCAAUCUUGCACCAUCAAAUAUGAGUACAACCUUUGGAGGUUGGGUAGCAAUGGAUGCCAAGAAUGGAAAAAUAAUAUGGUCCAUAGCUAAUCCUAGCAAUAGUUCUUCUAAUGGCCCUGUUAGUGUUGCAAAUGAAGUUGUUUUUGCUGGAUCAACAAAUAAAGUUGGAAAUGUAUAUGCAAUCAAUGCUAGAAAUGGAGGAAUUUUAUGGUCCUAUGAGACUGGAGCUAGUGUCUAUGGUGGCAUGUCUAUUAGCAAUGGUUGCAUGUAUGUUGGCCAUGGAUAUAACGUUUCUUUGGGAUUUUAUUCUAACUUUACAAGUGGAACCUCGCUCUUUGCCUUUUGUGUUUGAAGAAUUUAUGUAUUUCUUUUGAUCUCAAAUAUAAACAAAAGUAAGUCAAUAAAGAGAGGAACUGUGGAUCUCAAAUAUAAAUAAAAGUAAGUCAAUAAGGAGAAGAACUUAUGUUGGGAAAAAAAAUCUUAUUGAGCUAUAGUUUGGGCUACUAUAUGUCACUUUAUUCUAGCUUUGGAGGAAUAAACAUUUGCAACAUGAGACUUUUAUGUAAUCUUCUUUUUUGAA
This is a messenger RNA of Cicer arietinum (chickpea), 1900 nucleotides long. RefSeq lists its product as uncharacterized. NCBI's taxonomy places the organism in Eukaryota, Viridiplantae, Streptophyta, Magnoliopsida, Fabales, Fabaceae. The record is from RefSeq and is a predicted model, not a curated record.